Messenger RNA from Eutrema salsugineum, 728 nucleotides. Its product is annotated as probable histone H2A.3. The coding region runs from base 104 to 499 and encodes 131 amino acids. NCBI's taxonomy places the organism in Eukaryota, Viridiplantae, Streptophyta, Magnoliopsida, Brassicales, Brassicaceae. Gene Ontology annotation, cellular component: nucleosome. The transcript is spliced from 2 exons. The record is from RefSeq and is a predicted model, not a curated record. Gene Ontology annotation, molecular function: DNA binding; structural constituent of chromatin; protein heterodimerization activity.
AAUACUCAUUAUUAUCAUUUCCUCGAAAGAAUUUCUCAAUUACGCUUUCUCCAUAACUUUUUUUUUUUUUAAUCUCUAGAAAAUUUUCUUGGUUGUAGAAAAAAUGUCGGGUCGAGGAAAAACGCUUGGAUCUGGUGCGGCGAAGAAGUCUACCUCUCGUAGUAGCAAGGCGGGGCUUCAGUUCCCCGUGGGUCGUAUCGCUCGAUUCCUCAAAGCCGGAAAAUACGCCGAACGUGUUGGUGCCGGAGCUCCGGUCUAUCUCGCCGCCGUUCUUGAAUACUUAGCUGCCGAGGUACUUGAACUCGCUGGGAACGCAGCAAGAGACAACAAGAAGACCCGUAUAGUUCCUCGUCACAUUCAGCUUGCUGUGAGGAACGAUGAGGAACUAAGCAAACUACUUGGAGAUGUGACCAUUGCCAAUGGAGGAGUGAUGCCUAACAUCCACAAUCACCUUCUCCCCAAGAAGACUGGUCCCUCUAAGCCCACUGAUGAAGACUAGGAGAUCUAUUUACAAAGAUAGAUAAUUUCGGAAAAUGGUUGAUGUCAGUGAGUGAUCAAGCAAUGAUUAGUCGAAAAUGCUUAGGGAUGUUGUCUUUUUUUUGGUUACUCUCUUAUUUGUUUUUCUUUCCUCUGCAGCAAUGGAAGCUGAGUGGUUGUAUUAGUUGUAAGGAUACAUUGUUUCACUUUGUGUGAAUAUAUGAAGAAAAUUCUCUUCUUUUCGUCAGUAA